Molecule: messenger RNA, 1710 nt
Organism: Fusarium musae
Lineage: Eukaryota; Fungi; Ascomycota; Sordariomycetes; Hypocreales; Nectriaceae
Exons: 2
Coding region: 1-1710 (569 amino acids)
Biological process (GO): transmembrane transport
Molecular function (GO): transmembrane transporter activity
Source: RefSeq, a predicted model, not a curated record
AUGGCACAGCCGUUGAGCAAGUUGAAAAAGCAACGUCUCACAGAACCCGAAGAUGGCGACUUCAAGAUGACUUGGCAGCUAUGGCUAGCCAUUAUGUCAUUCCAACUCGGCUACAUGUCGACACUCUUUUCGACAUCCAUGACCUCCACGAUCAUGGCGGAAAUCAACGCAGAUAUUGGCCCUAGCACAAGCUACACUUGGAUGGCAUACGCUCAACUCUUCAGCUGUUCCGUUCUUUGUCCCUCCUUCGGACGUCUAAGCGACGUCUAUGGCCGCCGCAAUUUCCUUAUAGCAGGCAACAUCAUUGGUGCAAUUGGAUGCGUGGUGGCUGCGACUGCGCAUGAAGUCAGGACUGUGAUUAUUGGAGCUGCCUUCAUUGGCGUGGGCAACGCGAUACAGGAGUUAGCACUGACGUGCCUCUCCGAGUUGGUGCCCAGAAGAUCGAGAUUCUUGGCUACCGGUCUUCUUCAGGCAUCGGUAUUCCCUGCCUCAGUGUUCGGACCCGUGAUUGCGUUUCGCAUUGUCAAGGAUGGAUCGUGGCGUGGUACCUUCUGGCUGACCUUCGCCCUCGAUCUCGUGGCCUGCGCCCUCACAAUACUGUUCUAUACGCCGGCUCAUCAGUAUCAGCCAGUCGAAGGCAAGACAGAGCUUCAGCGGUUUCUUGGUCUCGAUUGGUUCGGGAACUUCCUUUUCAUCGCCGGCAUUACCCUGCUUGGUACCGGCUUGUUAACUGGAGGCGAACAAUUUCCUUGGAAAUCUGCUACAGUUAUCACAUUGAUGAUCGUGGGCGGUCUAUUAUUAGUGACCCUGCUUCUCUGGGAGAUGUAUACUAAAGUAAAGGAAACCUUCUUCCCCAGGGAGUUCUUUACUUCUAUUCGAGGCAGUGCCAUCCUCAUUCAAGCCGCUGCCUUUUUUGGUAUGGCUUACUACUCGACAUACACGCUUUGGCCCAAGCAAGUUGCCAUGCUCUACACUCACGACACCAUUGCAGUCGGAUGGUACGUAUCUGCAUUUGGUGCAGGUGGCUGUCUUGCUGGUCCCAUCGUAGGAUACCUUAUAACCCAAUUCGGACACGCACGCUGGGUACUUACGGGAAACCUCGCGAUCUUCACGGCUUGUUUGGGGGCCCAAGCUAUUGUCACCCCAGGUUCCGAUGUUGCGUCAACAGUACUCGUAGCACUGAUUGGCUUCUGUGUGACGUCUGUCACGGUUGCAGCAAUCGCUAUGAUCCAGUUGGACGUACCACAUAAUUAUAUCGGCACUGCAACGGGAGUCGCAAUCACUUGUCGUUCCAUGGGAGGGGCUAUAGGACUUGUAGUCUACUCGUCGGUCCUCUCUUCACGAUUCACCUCCAAUCUCCCCUCUAAGGCGGGUAUCCCCCUUGCCAUGGCUGGUGUAGAUCCAAAGACCAUUCCCGGCAUUCUUCAGGCCCUUCUGAGUGGCAACCUUAAGGACCCUGCACUUCAAAGUGUCCCUCCAAACAUUCUCGCCAUUGCAGUCAAGGGUAUUAAGUCUGCUUUCGCGUCUGCCUUGCGCAUCACGUUUCUCAGCAGUAUCUCCUUUGCUGCUGUUGCUCUUGUAUUUGUGGCGUUCAGUGCUGAUGUCAAUCAUCUUAUGACAAGACAAGUAGAUGUUAGAUUGGCAGGAGAUAAACGGUCAGGCAUAACUGCUAGAAACAGCUCACUCUCUGAGCCUCAUACGACUGAGUAA